Molecule: messenger RNA, 1166 nt
Organism: Macrobrachium nipponense
Lineage: Eukaryota; Metazoa; Arthropoda; Malacostraca; Decapoda; Palaemonidae
Product: sister chromatid cohesion protein DCC1-like
Exons: 9
Coding region: 135-1166 (343 amino acids)
Biological process (GO): mitotic sister chromatid cohesion; maintenance of mitotic sister chromatid cohesion
Cellular component (GO): Ctf18 RFC-like complex; chromatin; chromosome, centromeric region
Source: RefSeq, a predicted model, not a curated record
GGAAAAUUGGAGAAGCUAAUGAGGAGCCGUUACGAAGGAUACACUUCUUUAUUACUAAGGUUACCUCUUUCGAAGUCGCGCCUCUUUCGGACAAAAAUAUUGACAGAGAAAGUUUAACAUAAAUAAAAUCUACCAUGAGUUGUAUUAACAGAUCAGUCGAUGAUGUGAAAAAGCUGAUACACCAUGCAAAGUUAACAAACGAAGAACUUCUGCCAGUCACGCAGACCUUGGAAUUCACAAAAGAUUUUGGAGAGAAUCAAAGUAAAACUCUCCUGUUUGAAGUAAAUUCGGAACUUCUCGAGACCUUGAAGAAGGGAGACAGAUUAAUCCUUAGAGGGGAUGCAGAAGCUGGAGCAGUUUUGUGUACCAAAAAUAAAACAUAUGAGGUACGAGAAGCAGAAACUUCAAAUUCACUCGUGCUUCUCCCAGAAUUUUCCUUUCCCGGUGGGAUGCCUGUGGAUGGUGAACGCAGUCUAAUUAACCGUCAGGUGCAUGGAAUUCACUACACCUACUUGGAAGUCAGGCCAUGCAAACCGCGUCUGCAGAAACUACGCCAGUUGCUGAGUGAGAGACCAUUUAAUGGCCUUGAGAACAAUGACCAGGAAAUGGAAGGUGAAAGGUAUUGUUUAAACGACCUUUUAGACCGAGUGCAGUGCAGCGAAGAGGAACUAGAUCAGGCAUUACAAGAUGUUGAAGCAUAUCAUUGUUCAUUUACAGGCUUUUGGCAAAUUCUGGACUUCGAUUACCGUUUUAAAAUUGUGUCCGAUAUCCUGAACUUGAUUGAAACAAACAAAUGGCCGCUCGAUAGUAUCCCUCGAAUAGCAACUAUACGGGUCCUCAGCGAAACGGAACCACGUGCCGUCAUUUCUCAGUGCUUCGAGUAUUACCUUAAACCAGUGGGAAAAAUAACUGAUGAAGGUGACGAGCUGUACACUUUGAAUGACGACAAAAUUUGUCGAUUGUGUGCCGAAGUUCUCCUGAAACCAGCGGGCAAAUUUAAUCUAAGUGAAUUUCUUACCAUAUGGCAGCAGAGUGUACCUGAAGUGUUGGAGAUAGGGGCAUCCCUAUGUAUUCUCAUGGAAAAGUUUGAGGUUUCCAGUGAUAGAGUGUCAAGUGGUGUGUUAGUGGAGGAGGUGGUUUCCCGUCCCAUCUGCGCUCCUAGAUAA